AUGAAUGUGGGAAAGAACAAUAACAGUUACCUACAGGCAUUCGUCCUGGUGGGCUUUUCUGAUCGGCCUCAACUGGAGAUAAUUCUCUUUGUUUUUAUCUUACUCUUCUACAUCCUGGCCCUGGUGGACAACAGUGCCAUCAUCCUCUUAUCGAUCAUGGAUGCCAGGCUUCACACACCCAUGUACUUCUUUCUAGGGAAGCUGUCUUUCUUGGACCUCUGCUUUACAACAAGCAUUGUCCCCCAGCUGCUCUGGAACCUUUGGGGCCCAGAGAAGACCAUCACCUACCAUGGCUGUGUGGCCCAACUCUACAUCUACAUGGUGUUGGGCUCAACUGAGUGUGUCCUUCUGGCUGUCAUGUCCUAUGAUCGCUAUGUGGCCAUCUGCCGGCCCUUGCACUACACCGUGGUCAUGCACCCACGUCUCUGUCUGCAGCUGGUGACUGUGGCCUGGUGCUGUGGCUUUCUAAACUCCUUUGUCAUGUGUCCACAAACGAUGCAACUCUCCCGGUGUGGGCGUCGCAGGGUGGACCACUUUCUGUGUGAGAUGCCUGCUCUCAUUGCUAUGUCCUGUGAAGACACCAUGCUAGUGGAAGCAUUUGCCUUUGUCCUGGGGGUUGCCCUUCUCCUGGUGCCCCUCUCCCUGAUCCUCAUCUCCUAUGGCAUGAUCUCUGCUGCUGUGCUGAGGAUCAAGUCAGCAGCAGGGCGCAAGAAGGCCUUCAACACCUGCUCAUCUCACCUGACGGUGGUCUCCCUCUUCUACGGGACCAUCAUCUACAUGUACCUGCAGCCGGCCAACAGCUACUCCCGAGAUCAGGGCAAGUUCCUUACCCUCUUCUACACUGUUGUCACUCCCAGUGUCAACCCCCUCCUCUAUACUCUGAGGAACAAGAAUGUGAAGGGGGCGAUGAAGAAGCUCCUGGGGUGGGAGAAAGAGGCUAGGGAAGCCUGA
Molecule: messenger RNA, 951 nt
Organism: Galeopterus variegatus (Sunda flying lemur)
Lineage: Eukaryota; Metazoa; Chordata; Mammalia; Dermoptera; Cynocephalidae
Product: putative olfactory receptor 2W6
Exons: 1
Coding region: 1-951 (316 amino acids)
Biological process (GO): G protein-coupled receptor signaling pathway
Cellular component (GO): membrane
Molecular function (GO): olfactory receptor activity; G protein-coupled receptor activity
Source: RefSeq, a predicted model, not a curated record